AUGGCUUGCGGAGUUGUAGCUCAGCAUGGUCGUAGAUGGGAGAGAGUUUGCGUUCUGCCGCUUUCUCGCUUCGCUAAAGUCUUUCGAACUAUAAUGCCACUAACCCACCUUCUGAGUGGAAGACGUACCCACCGGUGGUCAAAACGAGGGUACAACGAUCAGUACGUGGGAAUAAAGCUCUCCCUUUCUUGCUCAUUCAGUGUAGGCCUGAUUCAAGUGUGCGUCAACCGUCUCUAUAUCCAACCCAUCUUAUCGCUCGGAAUCGCAUUCUAUCACAUUGGAUCCCGUAGAUUACGACCUUGA
Molecule: messenger RNA, 303 nt
Organism: Striga asiatica
Lineage: Eukaryota; Viridiplantae; Streptophyta; Magnoliopsida; Lamiales; Orobanchaceae
Source: the annotation of a GenBank genome assembly